CCACCGCGUCCGGCCAGUCCUAAAACCGUGCCGGGCGGACGCCGGCUCCCAGUCUUCACUUCCGCCUCGUCGGAGCGGAGUGCCGGAGCGAGGAAGAUGCUGGGCCUGCAGAAGAACGCCGUCAUCGGCCUCAACCUCUACUGCGGGGGCGCCGGCAGCGGCGCGGGGGCCUCCCCGCCCGGAGGGCGCCUGCGGCCCGACAAGGCGGCGGCGGUCGGCGAGGGCCCGGCGGCGGCGGCGGCGGCGGCGGCCCGGCGCGCGGGCGGGGGAGGGGAGGCCGCGGCGCCGCUGAUUGGCGGAGGCGCCGGCGCGAGCCCCUCGGCGGCGGCCGGCCUGGGGGUCGCGCGCCCGGCCCCCAUUGGCGCCGAGGGCCCUGACGUCAUCGGGACCCUCGCGCCCGCCCGGCGCGCGCCGCCUGAGGGGACGGAGCCGCCGCCGCCGUCGGCCGCCGCCGCCGCCGCCGCCCUCCUCCGCCCCGAGGACGAACUGGACGGCUACGAGCCCGAGGCCCCGGCCAAACGUCCGGCCCACCUGGCCGUGCUGGACCUGCCCGGCCAGGCCGGCGGCUCCCUGCCCUCCACGCCGCCGCCCGACGACCGCGACGACAUGGCGGACGGGCUGUACCGCCAGUCCCUGGAGCUCAUCACCCACUACCUCCGCGAGCAGGCGGCCGGACGGAAGGACGAGCCCCGGGGCCGGGACCGCCGGGCGCUGGAGACCCUGAGGAGGGUGGGCGACGGCAUCCAGCGCAACCACGAGACCGCCUUCCAGGGCAUGCUCCGCAAGCUGGACAUCCAGAAGGAGGAGGACCUGAAGGCCGUGUCCCGCGUCGGCACCCACGUUUUCAACGACGGGACGACGAACUGGGGCCGCAUCGUGACGCUCAUCUCUUUCGGCGCCUUCGUGGCCAAGCACUUGAAGAGCAUCAACCAGGAGGGCUGCAUCGACCCCCUGGCCGAGAGCAUCACGGAGGUCCUGGUGACCACCAAGAGGGACUGGCUGGUCAAACAGAAAGGCUGGGAAGGAUUUGUGGAAUUCUUCCACGUGGAGGACAUGGAAGGCAGCGUCCGGAACGUGCUCCUGCUCUUCGCCGGGGUGGCCAGCCUGGGAGCCGGCUUGGCCUAUCUAAUAAGAUGAUGGGGGGACCCCCCCCCCCUUCCCCCUCGGACGCUCAGAGACUGACUUCACAUCGGAGCAGACCAGCCCCAGGCGCCGGCCACCCGUCGGAACUGUCGCUUCUGCCGCCGGGAAGCUUUAUUUAUGAAGCCCAGCGUCCAGCCGCCCAGAAUUGGCACCGACAGGCACCGAGCGGCGGCCCAGCCAGGCAAGAGGGUUUGGGCUGGUUUGGGGACGGAUAUUAACAGAGCCCGGUCGCCGCUCCCCCGAAGAGCCGUCCUCUCAAAGAAGUGGAAGAGAACCGGUUCGGGAGGUUGACGUACAGCUGAGGUUGACGUACAGCUUGGAAGCCAAGCUCUCGUGUUCGUUUUUUUGUUUUUUUUUCCCCUUGGAGUUUCCUCCCCCCUCCCCCCUUUUUGCUUUUGACUUUACAACCCGAAAAUGGGGGCCACUCGGAGGAGAGCUCCGUUGGGGGUUUGGUCUUGUGUUCCACGUUAGGGUGUUUUGGUUUUGGUGGGGUUUUUUUUUUUCCUCUUGGUCGGGAGCCAGGCCCCAAGGAGGGUUAGGAAAGGCUCAGCGUCCCCAGGGAAGUUUCCUGAAAUGAAAACCGAAGCACUAGCACUCUCCCACCCACCCACAGAAAGGUUUACACAGCUCUCCUCCCCUCCCUUAAAGGAAGUGGUCUUAAACUGAUGAGGCCAGCCAGGUUAAAGAAGGCGAAAGGAGGGUCCUCCUCUUCAGUUCCAGGGCAGUGAGAAAGGUCAGCGUGGCAGUCUCCUCUUUCUCCUCCGCCCCCUCCCCCCAGCCCACCCAUCCCCCUUAAUCCCUGGGAGGCACAAUUACUCAGUUUCCCUCCAGCUGGUGGCCUGCCUCUUCUGGCCCCAGGCCCAAGUGAUUAGACCCCCCCCCCUCCCCCCGAACCGUCCGUCCCCCACCCCGUGUCCAUCAACAAGUGCAUCAGGAGCUCUUGGAAGCAGACUGUAAACUGUACAUGUGUUCAUACCUGUAAAAACUGUAUAUAUAUUUUUACAGAACUUUAUUUCCCUGAAGUGGUAUAAAGGAGGAUUUUACAAACAACGUGGCAGCGUUGGGGGGUGGAAAGGAAGCUGGUGUUGUGAGGUUCGGAGGAGUGAAGCGCUUGAGUCUGGCAUGGCGUCCCGGUGAGGUUCACUAAAAUGCCCGCCGGUGGCCAGAUCCACGCUGAGCCAAAGCAGGAGUCAUUGCUGAUUUUUGGGGGGGCGGGGUGUGGUCGUGAGGUCUCGGACUUUGGCGGGGCUCGGAAACCACCGACUCACAGUUGGGCUUUGACCGGAUUUUAAUGCUCCAUUGCAGACCAUAUCCCCGACCCCCGGCCCCUAUUUCGACCUCCCCCCAUCCCCUUGGCCCCGGAAAUCGGAACGUUCAAUGGGGCUCGGGCCCCAGUUUAGACCCUCCGACCCUGCAGCCUUUGGUUUCCUCCGUGCGACCGGGAUCGGAUUUGAGUUGCCGGGUCUGGCUUCUGGACUGAUCACCCCCUCCAAUCCCCCCUCACCCCGGCUUCAACUGAAAUCGGUGGCUUCCUUGGAAAUGUCAGUAGAAGAAAGUGCAAAAGUGGAGCGUAAACAUGGUGCUAUUUAUCAGGCUUUGCUCGCCCCGGCCGAGGCCUUGUCUGGCAAUAAACUCAUGUUUUGUUAAGAGUUGUUUUAAAAUUUACUCUUCCAGUGGGUCCCAGGAGUCCCUCUGUCCAAAGCCCCGGUCAGUCUCUACCUUCUGACCAGGUUUGCAUCCCCCCCCCCCUCCAAUUCUGCCCCCCGCUUUUAUUUGUCCCAGCCUCCCCCGACCCGGGACUCUUUUGGAAUGACCAGUAUUGGGGAGGGAAGCAGCUGAAAGGGCCUGCUCUUUCUGUCGUCCUCCCCCAAGCGCUUACUACAGUGUCCCGCUCC
Molecule: messenger RNA, 3038 nt
Organism: Ornithorhynchus anatinus (platypus)
Lineage: Eukaryota; Metazoa; Chordata; Mammalia; Monotremata; Ornithorhynchidae
Gene: MCL1
Product: MCL1 apoptosis regulator, BCL2 family member
Exons: 3
Coding region: 97-1137 (346 amino acids)
Biological process (GO): extrinsic apoptotic signaling pathway in absence of ligand; positive regulation of apoptotic process; mitochondrial fusion
Cellular component (GO): mitochondrial outer membrane
Molecular function (GO): channel activity; protein heterodimerization activity; protein homodimerization activity
Source: RefSeq, a predicted model, not a curated record